GCCCAAGCGAGCGCACAAGAAGGCCCGCGGAAUGCGAGAGGCCGACAAGGUGGCGCGCCCGCUUUUUGGGCCGCGAGGCUAGUUUGUUCCAUCCGUGGUUUUUCAGGUGCGAUGGACUCGCCCCCGCACGGCUGCCGGCGCGGGCAAGGCGUGCUGCAUAGUUUUUGUUUCUGUGUAUUAGGACUGACUCACUGCGCCAUUCUCUCCGCGGCCCUUGUUCCACCCGUACGAGCCGCUCGGCACUCGCUUCAAACCUGUCGGGAAGGAAGACCCCUGCCACUUACAGUGUUCAGUUUUUUCCCUACCACUUAGAGCUCUUUUCCUGAUGGCCCAAACCAAAUUCUUCCGAAUGAAAAAAGGUACCAUCCGACGGCGAUGUGUUAAACUGUAAUCGGCGCCGUGCCACUUGUCCUUGAAGUACUCGAUCGAUCAGAACGGCACCGCCACCAGAUUAAUUUCUUACACCUGACGUCGCAAAGGCCUGCAAAUGCAGCUCGGUCCACCCCGUUAAGACUUUGCUCUUGUGUUCUUGAAGUAUCUGCGCCUUCCUGACUCUGCCUUCCUAUUUUUGCAUUGAUUGCUUCAGCAGUGCGUGGCUUUUUCUUUCUUACCUGACACUAGCGUUACUCGAUCGCUCUUGCUUGAUAGGCUGCGUUCGUUUGAGACCACUCUAGAUCACUUCUGUAUUUCCUUUUGCGUGUGCUUUUUCAUAGUUAGGCUCCAACAUCACCAUUAAUACCAAACAAAACUACUAAGCAAAAAUAUGACCACUAUGACCCAUGAACUGGUGCGGAUUGGGAGUCGACAGGCUGGAAUGCACUCCGCCACGGUGUGGAAGAUUCCUAGUGCUGACAGUUUUGUCUUGACUACUUUGGUAUCAAGUUCCAGAAGACAAGACGAGACAGCCAAGACCCCUGCUAAUACUAAUACAUCUGCUCAAAACCAGGCGACUGACGUAACUCUUUACUCAAAGCCAGGCAGCCCUAAUACACCUGCCCCUGACGUGGUUCUUUACCUCCAUGGCUUUCCGGCGCAGAGUUUGGAUCACAGGCAAAACGCAUAUGGAGAUGUGAGUGAAAGAUUCGCUCAAAAAGUGAUGGAAGCGACUUGUGGUGUUGGCUUGGAUUUCUGUACCCUGAAUUUUCGUGGUACACCCGGUUCCGGUGGAAAGUUUUUCGACAAAACUGUGUCUGGAGAAAUUGCAGAUGCUAAAGCAGUGAUGCAGUUUCUUAAAAGAUUAAGAGAGACUGAGGACAAUUACUUGUUGCAAGCCAUCUUUCGUUUAACUCUAACUUUGUGCAGCUGUAGUUAGCACUUUUCUUCAGGUAGAAAAGUGCACGCAACAAAUUAUGAGGCAAAAGAUGGAUUAUGCUUGUAGUGUGAAGAGUUCUAAACCUUAGAAGUGACACCACAACAUCUACCUCCACCGAUGAUCACAGCAGCAGCAGCAGCAGCAGCAAAGUCCACGUCAUAGGCCUCUCAACUGGAGCUAUUGUCGCCUCGUUGCUACGAGGGUCCCCGAAUCUUUGUGCCUCUAUCACCGCAGUUGCCGGCUGCUGCACUAUUCCUGACGCCCUUGGCUUUGAUUUUGAUGAGUCCCAGCAAAAAGAAAUGCAGGCCACCGGGGCUUGUUGGAAAGACUUUUGGCUACCCUUUGGAAGUGAAGACAAUCCCAAAGAAGCGGAGCUGGCUGUUGCUGUACCAGGAACAGAAAGGACAGAGGAAGAAGAGCCUGAAAAGACGGAGCCUUCGGAAAAUAUCGAACCUGGUACUUUUGUUCGUCAUCGCAUGCGCCUUGGGAAGCAGUAUACGGAGGAUUUUUUAGACUUACGGAUCGAAGAUGCAGUUAAGGAAGGGGCAUCACCACGACCGCCACCAUUCUUAGUCAUUCACGGAACGGAGGACCAGGCUGUACCAAUACGAGAAGGAAAGCGGUUAUUUGAAAUAGCGGCAGAGCCUAAACAGUUCGUGGAAAUACCAAAAGGAAAUCACUUGUUGUCGAAUUCUAAGGACAUGAAGAAAGCAAUGAAAGAAUUUGUGUCUUUUAUUGCUAAAUUGUGA
Amoebophrya sp. A25 is the source of this 2061-nucleotide messenger RNA. NCBI's taxonomy places the organism in Eukaryota, Dinophyceae, Syndiniales, Amoebophryaceae. The record is from the annotation of a GenBank genome assembly.